Caenorhabditis angaria is the source of this 1637-nucleotide messenger RNA. NCBI's taxonomy places the organism in Eukaryota, Metazoa, Nematoda, Chromadorea, Rhabditida, Rhabditidae. The record is from the annotation of a GenBank genome assembly.
AUGUCUGUGAAUUCAAGUUCCGAAGCGAGCUCACUUUCGGAUUUUGAGAUUAUCGAUUGGCCGGUUAGAGAGGAAAAUGAAGUGAGUUUUCAUGGGGGGAGUUUGGGGCUUCAUGAAAAAAAAUCAAGGAGCCACGCCUUGAGGGCUUUUUAUGUGUCAAGGCGCCACGCCUUGAGGGUUUUUUAUAAGCCGAGAAAUUUACUGAAUUUCGGAAUUCGAAAAUCUAAAUUUUCUUUUCUAAAUCUUCUGCGCAAAAAUCAAUAAAAAAAAUUUUUUCCCCCGAGAAAAUUUUAAUUUUGUUUGUUAAUUGAAAAAUUUCGACAAAUCUGCUCAUAAUAAUAUUUUGAUUAGAGACAACAAAAAUCGAGAGAGUCUAGAGAAAAACAGAAUUUUAAUUUUUGUCUAGACUCUCUCAAUUUCACGCUGUCUCUAAUCAAAAAAAUUCUGCAUAAGGAAAUAUUGAUAAAUUAGAGACAAUAUGAAAUGAAGAGAGCCCAGACAAAAAAAUUUCCUAAUUUCCUAACAAAAUUUUUGUUUCUCUCAAUUUUUCAAGAAAUCAAUAAAAAUAAUAUUUUGAUUAGAGACAACAGAAAAUUGAGAGAGUCUAGAGAAAAACAGAAUUUUAAUUUUUGUCUAGACUCUCUCAACUUCUCAUUGUCUCUAAUCAUAAUGAUUUUCUAAUAAAUUAGAGACAAGAUAAAAUGAAGAGAGCCCAGACAAAUAAAAUUUUUUCCAGUAUAUUCCUGAACCCCCUAUUCGAGAAGAUCGUAUUGUUCCACUCGAAGUAACACCAUCGCCAUUUCGACCAACUCCAAGAGAUCCACGAAUAAGAAGAACGCCGAAUCCUGAACCUGUCCGAUAUCCGGUAAGUUAGAUGUGCAGGUUCUCAUAGCGCCAACUUUUUUUCUUUCAGUAUUUCCGAAAUGCUCCCAGAGAUGUGACUCCAUAUGAUAAUCCAGAAAUUGUGAGUUUUUUUUUUCAGAUUUUGGACAACAAAAAUCGGAUUUUUCAGAUUGAUAUAGAUUCUCGCCCAGGAAAUGCCGAUUUUAUGAGACAUUUAUCUUCAACUGGAAGGGAUCGAUUUUAUCGAGUAAGUUUUUUUGAACUUUGAUAGGCUCUCUAGCCUGUCUAGCCUGUCUAGGCUCUCUAGGCUCUCUAGACUCUCUAGCCUCUCUAGCCUCUCUAGCCUCUCUAGGCUCUCUAGCCUCUCUAGGCUCUCUAGCCUCUCUAAAAAUUCCCAUUUUCAGCCACCACCACAACCAAUGCUCCCAAGAAUUUCAGUAAACCUGGCUCUAGCUGAGCCCAGACCAAUUCAAGAUUACUACACUCCACCACCUAGAGCUCCGCGGAACCCGGUGAGUUUCAAAAUUUUUUUUUUUUUUCAAAAUUUUUUUGUUGCUUUUUAGGUCCCACCGACUUUCGUCAACAAUUCUGUUCAAACUGUGAGUUUUUUUUUCGGUGAGAAAAUUUUUUGAAAAUUUUGAAUUUUUUCAGGAUCCCACUGAAGGUGAAGCUGAACCGCGUAAAAAUCAAUAAAAUAUCUAAACUGUGUGAAAAAGUAAGUUCAUUUUGAAAUUCCGAAAAAAAUCGAUAAUUUCCAGAUCACAUAUCUUCUUCUUCCCCUUCCAUUUCUGUGA